Messenger RNA from Fonsecaea nubica, 1107 nucleotides. RefSeq lists its product as hypothetical. Bases 1 to 1107 code for a protein of 368 amino acids. The record is from RefSeq and is a predicted model, not a curated record. The transcript has 2 exons. Lineage: Eukaryota; Fungi; Ascomycota; Eurotiomycetes; Chaetothyriales; Herpotrichiellaceae.
AUGGGUGUGCAAGAUUUCAUCCGCUUCGACCUAGACGAAUACCGGGCCAAAGUGCGCAACUAUGAUGAUCAGGAACUACAAAAAAAAGAGGUGGUCUUGAUUCGCACCGCAUACUCGGGCACGGCGGGGAUUGUCAGCGGCGCCGUCCUGGCUCCUUCUACGGGAGGGGCUUCGAUGAUAGGCUGCGUGGCUGCAGGCAGGACAAUACACCUCGUUGAACAGAAACUCGAGGUCGUUCGAGCCGAAUUGACCAGACGUGGCUUGCCACUGCACGAGAAGAGGACCCGAGACCAUGCAAUUCCCGUGACCACCGGCAGCAUAGCUGGAGCCAUGGGCUUGGGUAUGGGCAUGGAAGGACACAUGCUGGGAACAGCAGCCGCUGCAGGAGCCAAUCUUGUUGCGGUCACUACAGAAAAGCUGGAUCGUGUCCAGACAGCUCCGAGCCGCCCAAGUCCUCAAGGUGCGAACAGCUUCCAACGCCUCAAGAGAUCCCUGACGGAGAAUGUCACCUCACGCUCUCGAUCCCUCCGACACCCCUUUUCUUCCGAAGACACGGACCUGUUCCACCAAUACGACGACUUGAUCGCCCACAAGAAAUCACUCGAGGAACGCUACCAGAAGCUCCGCGAAGCGACUUUGGCGGCUGCGGGCGCAAAAUGGUACUGGUACGUAGUCUACCACUACCACUGUGAAUCAGAAAACCUCAUAAUACCGACCAAUCCAGGCUUAUGGAUCGACUCCCUUCGCCGUAAAGAAAGCCUUGGUCGAUGGGACCGCCGCCGGGCUGACGAAGACCUGAAACGGUUCCGACAAGACCUCAAUGAGACCAAAAAGCGCUUGGACGAGUGGGACGUCAUGGUUGUGAGAUGUCUCCCACCGGGACCAAUUGCUGCACCUGACGCCAGAGCAGAGACGCUUGUGGUGAUGAAUCGCGGUAUUACCAUGUGUCUACUCCCUCUGGUGUUUUAUUGGAUACUGAGGCUCUCCUGGUUCGGGCUGGCAUACCGACUGCUCGUCAUUGUGCUCCUGGCAUUUGGUGUCCAUGCGCGGAUAUUGUGGGACUACGAGAUGUACCCCUUUCUCCCAAUACCAGUCACGAAGAUAUGA